CUGCUGGACAAAAGUAGCGCAACAACAGAAUUCCACUUGGAGUGUAAACUUCCUCAAUACCGAAUAUUUGGCACCACUAGUGGUAUCGGUUACUUAAAGAAUUACAGGGAGAGCUGCUGCUCUGAGAGUGAAGAGGAAAUCAGUCUGUCAUGGACACACAGCAAGGAACUCAAAGACUCCCUCGUUGAUAUGUACAAAGGCCUGCCCAGCCGGCAUCUUUGUUGUGUCGGUGAUAUUCUGAUGGAUCCUGUUUCAUGUCUGCUCGUCUGACCGCAUCCUGGUGGAUGAGGGUGGAGCCCAACCCGAAGCAGGAUGUAGCACGACACAAAUCCUGAUGUUAAUAUAAAGGGCCUCAGCUAGGCGUGUCGACUCGUCUGUGACCAGCACCUCGUCAGAACUAGCUCAUGUUAACACCAGCUGUCCGCCCUAAGCCCAUGCAGCUAAUCCGAACGUCAAUGAGGAGCUGAAACGGAGACUACCCUCCCCAGUACGUCAUCAGAGCUCAGAGACCACGCUGUUGCCACAACUUGGAAGUACCAACUCGCGAGCAAUUUUGUGCCUACCGUCAAAUCAACUUGGACCAGAGGAACCUAGAAGAGACCGGCCACAAGUCCCCCCAUAUUUAAGACCCAUCGAAGAACCAAGUCAGACCUCCAGCCCCCCCCUCACCCCAGGACCACCACAAGGCCCCGGACACAGCUAAGAGAAUAGACGAGAGGGCCACCAGCCAGAGCCCAUUCACCCUGGACGGAUACAGGUCAGCGGGUCACAGCCAGGGGUCGAACAGCAGUCCUCCAGUCUACAGAAUAAACCUAGUCCCUCCUGACUCCAACCAAGCUCACCAAUCAAGUAUGCAAGAAGACCAAGGAACACACCAAACUUAGCAGCAGUUUCAUUUGACUCCAAAAAGCAAAGCCCUGUCCUGGACAAAGAGAAGAAUAUUGCCUUCCUGCUGAAGGAGUUGGAUUCACUCCGAGAUCUCACUAAAAAGCUCCAGGACAGGUUGGCCAUAAGGGAGAAAGAGUUGGAGAACAGGGUGGUAGAUGCUGAGCUGAUGGAAAGCCAACUGGAGGCCCGGGUCUGUGAGAAGGCUGGAGCCCUGGUGGAGGAGAUCUACCAGGCUCAAAGGGACAGGGACCAGGCAGUGAUGGCACGGCUGCGUCUGGCAAACGAGGAGAGGGACGAGGCCCUGCUCCGGGCCAAGCACCUGCAGCAGGCGGCGUCCGAGCUGGAGAAUAUUAACCCUGAGGAAAAUGAUGUGGACCUUGAGGAGCUGCUGAACAGGGUGAAUAAUGCAGACUCAGCGCUGGGUAUCGAUCGGAGCGGGGCCGUGAUUGUAGACCGGCUGCAAAAGGCCCGGGAGAGAAGGAAGAAGAUCAUAGCGGAGGAGAUGAACGCUGUUAUAGAGGAGAGAGACAACGCACUGGCCAGGUGCCAGCGGCUGGAGCAGGAUCUGGUUCAGGCGAGAGAGCAGAGCCAGACUUCAGCAAACAACUCGAGACACCUGACUGCCGAAAACAAUCAAGAGCUUGUUCUGAAGGAGGAUGUGCAGGCGAUCCGGAGGGAGAGAGACAGGGCCCUGGAGCGCAGCCAACAGCUAGAGGAGGAAAUACAAACACUGCGCACGUACACCAGCCUGAACCAAGCCCAGUGUGAGACAGCAACCAGCAGUCGGAGAGGGCAGACGAGCUCAUCUCUCUGCUCUCCCUCCCAGACCCUCCAUACCAAGCCACUCCAGCCCAGGGAGAGCCCCUCUGGCCUGGCCAGCUCCCCCCAGCAGCAGCCUCUCCUAGCUCAGCUCCAGAGACUGGCUGCAGAACACCAGAGCACCCAGGCCCAGCUACAACAGUCCCAGGAAGCAGCGAGGGAGGCCAGCGACAAAGUUCACAAGUUGGAGCGGCUAGUGGAGGUGCUGAGGAAGAAGGUGGGGACCGGCAGCGUGAGGACGGUCAUCUGAAGGACGUGGCCAGUGGGGGAAGCAGCAGUCAGGCCGUUCAGUUCCAGGCCCUAAACGUGGCACCCUAUUCCUUAAGCAGGUCCCGGUCCCUAUAGACGCUGGUUUAAAAGCAGUGCAUUGUUAAGAUAAUAGAAUGACAUUCGCUGUGGAGCAACCUGACCCAACGACCAGCCCAAUGGCCACAUCUGGUGACCAGGCUGACUCCCUGCCCAUCCAGGCCUGGUCUGCUGCGUUCAACGAUGUGUACACACACCCAAGUCUUAACUGGGCAAACAGUUGUUAGAAGAGCUGCACUCCAAAGCCCCAUUCCAGGCUAGGCUCAAACUGAAUCGUAAAUGUUUAACCGCUUGGGCUGUUGGUUUGCCGCGGACCACUUCUCACACUAAAUUUUACAUUUUACUGACAAUCUUGUUUUGAAUGUUUCUCUCAUUGCCUUGUUUCGGCAUUGAUGUUUGUGUUGCUGCCUAUCUUUGUUACCUGGUAAAUACCUGCCUGCUUUACUGAUAAAAGUGGCAUUCUCUUUGAUAUCCCAGAUCAAUACAGUGUGCUGACAUAUACAGUAUAUGACUGAAAAGGUUAGUGCUGUAUUGUAAAGGUUGUUGGUGCUGCCUGGAUUUCACAUGCUACCUUGGGCCAAAUAACAUUUGUUUUAUUUGGUCAACUCCAUGAUGCUAUCGAAUCACGAAUGGAUGUUGGAUUUGAGGAACAUAAUGUAUUAACUUCCAGUAUUUGUGUUUGCAUCUGUUGUAUUUUAAAGUCAUAAAUGCUGUUAUAGCUCAUGGACGUUUUAUUGUGUGUAAUAUAGGAAAUAAAACAAACAUUUAAAUUGAAUGCUGUCUUUGGCCAAAACUCUAAUGUAAUAGCUUUAAACUGAAGUCAUUUAAUGCGUUGUUUAUAUAUAUUGGUCAAUCAGAUAUUUGGCUACAGAAGUGCCCUUUCUUAUGACAAAAACUACAGGAGUGUGUUAGCUGGAGUAGCAGAGUAGGCUGGAUACUAGAUCAGUGUCUGGCAAGUGGGAGUUUUUUUAAUGUUUUGUGAUUGAGAAAGAGGCAGUGUGACCUUUUUUGUGUCCCAAGGGUUUAAUCUAAUAGCUCAACACUAUCGACUUUGUGUAACAUUAUACUUUUUUUUUCCAACUUGGUUAACACCAUUAAAUCCCUAUGGAAUUGUAUGAAUAAUUGAAAAUAAAAUUCUUAACACUUCUGUUUAUCUAA
This is a messenger RNA of Esox lucius (northern pike), 3171 nucleotides long. RefSeq names its product mirror-image polydactyly 1 (gene mipol1). NCBI's taxonomy places the organism in Eukaryota, Metazoa, Chordata, Actinopteri, Esociformes, Esocidae. The record is from RefSeq and is a predicted model, not a curated record. The transcript is spliced from 15 exons. Bases 1055 to 1957 code for a protein of 300 amino acids.